Mytilinidion resinicola is the source of this 3426-nucleotide messenger RNA. RefSeq lists its product as uncharacterized. Gene Ontology annotation, biological process: DNA alkylation repair; DNA repair. Lineage: Eukaryota; Fungi; Ascomycota; Dothideomycetes; Mytilinidiales; Mytilinidiaceae. Gene Ontology annotation, molecular function: dioxygenase activity. The transcript has 2 exons. The record is from RefSeq and is a predicted model, not a curated record. Gene Ontology annotation, cellular component: nucleus. Bases 242 to 3340 code for a protein of 1032 amino acids.
CCUGUACAUACGUGCGACUGCUACCGCGAGCCAUGCGGCCGUCGUCUUCCUCUCACCGGUUCUGCGCCUGCUACUCGUAACUCCAUCUGACCUCCCGAAUUCAAAUGUCUCGGUGGCUGUUAGAAGUGGGAUCCUUGGCCACUGAGGACGCUGUAACACUUCAAAAUUCGCCAAUCCGCUGUGCGCACCGCCUGGCAGUCCACUUGCACACUCUGAACUCUCCUAUCCAGUGAUAUUCGCCAUGGCCUCGCUUCUGGAUCUUCUCAAGAAGAACCAGCCCACGCUUCAGACUCAUCAGGCCCUCUUGGCCAUCGGCUUGCAGAACGAUUUCCUCCGACCCGAUGGCAAGCUGCCCAUCGACACCCGAUCCGGUUUCGUCGAACGCAUUGAGAGUUUUAUCCCCCAGUUUCGCGAGCAUGCUGGCGAUGUCAUCUGGGUGCGGACCGUUUUCGAGGACGAGUGGCCGGUUAAUGACCCUUGUGCCGACGGCGACACAGUUCUCCUCGAAGCUAUUGACGGACUGGACGAUGAUGAGGAUUCGAGUUUCGAGGACAUGGCCGCCAAGGAUCCGACCCAGCCGGCUUCCUCAUCGAGAUCGCAGCGAAACAAGCAACGCGCCUUGGACCUCUUCAAACGGGUGUCGGCACGGAAGAGGAUUGUACCUCGCACUACCUCGCCGACACCUGCAGAAGAAGACGAGCUGUUCCUCUCAAAGUCGUCGAAAAAGGGGCCAUGCUGUGCACCCAAUACACCGGGGGCAGAAUUUACCGACAGCGUCAAGUCAUGCAUCGACAGGUCGACAGAUCUAGAAAUCAUCACUUCUCACUACUCUGCAUUCAACGGGACUACGCUACUGGUCACUCUACGAGCUCGGCUGGUUACUGAACUCUAUCUGUGCGGAUGUCUUACGAACAUCUCCGUCUUUGCAACUGCCCUAGACGCAGCCCGCCAUGGCUUCACAAUCAACAUCAUCGAAGAUUGCCUCGGUUUCCGGAAACAAAUGAGGCAUGCCGAGGCUGUCAAGAAGAUGAUUUCACUCAUGGGGGCGUACGUGCUCUCUAGUGUGGACUUGGCGAAAGACCUUUCCAAGGCUCCUGAGCUCAAGAAAGUUGAGACUCCAAAGAGCUCGAAAGACACAUAUGACUUGCAAGCAAAUAGGACGUUUUCCAAUGCAUCGAAGGCGGACGAAGAGCCCACGACAGCCGGCGCUGCCAACCCGAGUCCCACUCUCGAAGAUUUUGUCAACAAGCUCAGCUUAGGAACUUCUGAGUCUCAAGACUACGAGACUCAAGUCGUGCGCCCUAUACCGAGGAAAUCGCAAGGCGACGAAGAGGCGAAGCAGAACUUCGUGAAGACGAAAAUAAGGAUGCGGUCUAGAAGUAGCAAGAAUAAGAAAAAAGGCGAUGGCCAGACCAAAGCGGAGGCUCCCAAAGCAGAGGCGCCCAAAGAGGCUGCAUCGAGCUCAGAGGCUGCAUCGAGCUCCAAGGCACCAGCUGAAGUGUCACCUGAUAGAAGCUCGAAGAAGCCUGCUGCGCCUCCUGAGCCACCACCACGUGUACCAACCAUUGCACGGGCAGAAAGCACUGAUAUGCUUAAAGGAAGACCAUCGAGCCGAGAACAAAAACUAAAGUCGCAUGCUUCUCAACCUGCGCUGAGCUCCAGUUCCAAAGACAAGGACUCCAAGCUUCGCCUGUCAUUCGGUCGUUCAACAAAACCCGCCGUGCCGCCAUUGUCCAGCCCACAAUCUCCUAAACCCGCAGAACAAUCUCCUAAAGCCCCAGAAAAAUCUCCAAAAGCCGCUGACAAGGCUCCAAUCGCACAUACUCAGCCAACAAUGCCGAAGAAGAUCCAAUCUCUCGCGACAUUUCCCGUCUUGGGACCCGACGACACAAUCGCGGAAGGUGACUCACGCAUCAUAUACGAUUUUUUCCCUCCUACUAUGUGUCAUCCGAAAACUUCUAAGAAAUUGCUCAAAGAUAUUGUAUUCACUCAGCUAUAUAACGAAGUUCGAUGGCAGAAGAUGUAUCAUGCACAAGGAGAAGUCCCACGACUGGUGUGCGUUCAAGGCGAAUUUGGUCCUGAUGGCUCAAUGCCCGUGUAUCGACAUCCGUCAGACCAAUCGAUGCCACUACUACACUUCUCCCCGACCGUUCAACUGAUACGUGAACAAGUAGAAAAGGUCGUACACCAUCCGGUCAACCAUGUUCUCAUUCAACUCUACCGAUCUGGCCAGGAUUAUAUUUCAGAGCACUCAGACAAAACCUUAGAUAUAGUCCGAGGAUCGAGCAUCGUAAAUGUCAGCUUCGGCGCGCAAAGGACAAUGCGGCUGAGAACCAAGAAGUCUGCGAAGUCCGAACAAGCCUCCGACGAUGCGACACCUGCACGUAGCACCCAACGUAUUGCAAUGCCACACAACUCCAUCUUCGUGCUCGGCCAAGACUCUAACAUGCGCUGGCUGCACGGUAUCACCGCCGACAAACGCUCACCUGCUGACCGGUCGGACGUCGAGAAGGCGUUCAGCGGUAUGCGGAUUUCCUUGACAUUCCGCCAGAUAGGGACCUUCUUGGACAGUGAUACACGUCUGGUAUGGGGCCAGGGUGCCACAGCGAAAGACCGGUCUGCAGCUAACGACGUUAUAAAUGACGAUGAAGAAGAGACGGAGAAGAUCAUUCACGCUUUUGGGAAAGAAAAUCACAGCACAGAGUUCGACUGGGAUGGAGUGUAUGGGGAAGGCUUUGAUGUCCUUCAUUUCCGAGCACCUCCUGUAGACAACCCUAUCCUCUUUGCUUCAAACGAGGUGGUGGAGAACCGACAAAUCGCUAUCUGUCUAGCUGAACUCGGCCUCGCGCAUACGGUCAUGGAACCUCCCACGAUUGAGAAAGAGUAUGAAGGAGGCCGCCAGAUAUGCUACCGAGAUGCUGACCUCAAGCAUACGGAGGUGGUAGGAGCCAUACCAAUACUACUCUACCUCGAUCGAUACCACCAUCUCGACCGAGACGACUACGGCAAGGAGGUCACAGCAAACGCCUACGAAGUCCUCCAAGUUAUGCUCAAGCUCCAAGAGAGCUUCCAAAAGAGCUCGAGUGCUGCUUUCUAUGAAGUCUUCAUAGAGACGCUGAUGGCUCUAGAAGAUCGCCUGGCUCGCAACAGCUCCCAGUUCAUUGCAGGGUCGAGGUUCUCUAUUGCCGAUUGUGCGGCGUGGCCGGUGCUAGACCACAUUAUCGAGAAUGGGGAUAUCUGUAGUAAGGAGAGUUUCCCGGCGCUGACUGCGUAUUACCGGACGGUGUGGAAGAAGAAGAAGUCGGUUGGGCGGUUGAGGAGUAAGCUCUCGAUCAAAUGAUCUGUCCAUUUAAGAAGCAUCUUUCGCAUUAUUUUUUGUAUGGGGUCGGUAAAUCAUCAUCUAGCAUGGCUGGUAUCACGUCGAGC